Messenger RNA from Oppiella nova, 727 nucleotides. The record is from the annotation of a GenBank genome assembly. NCBI's taxonomy places the organism in Eukaryota, Metazoa, Arthropoda, Arachnida, Sarcoptiformes, Oppiidae.
CACGCGAAGAUAUCUCAUCCGCGUUAUUGCAAACCAUUUAAAUGCAAAUUCUGUGACUUUGCUUCUGUUGUGUUCGGAGCGUUAGUUCAGCACAACCUCGCGAGUCAUGCCAUCGAUUGGAUAUCUGAUCGCAAUAAAUGCUGUUUAUGUGUCAAUGAGUUUGAAUAUUCGGACACAAGUGCUCUGUUGGACCACUUGACAGAACAUACGCCAGAGUUUACAUACUUUGAGUGCAAGUGCGCAAGGAGAAUCAAGAAAUACGAACAAAUGAAGAAUCACGUGAUCACACACCACGCCAUCGGAGCCGAUGAGUGCGCCAAAGAAGUCUCGAAUCUCAACCAAUUGUUCACUGUUUUGCUUCAAAAAGUCAAAGAACGCGAUAAUCAUCUCAUGAGAGGACAAACCACUGCCAAUGAAACGGCAAAUGCAAUCCAAGGGCUUAUGGACGAGGAGUUUGUUAUGCCUUUUGACGAAUCGCAAGAAAAUUAUUCAAUGGACGCCGACCCAUUGGCCACUGCUAUGCAGCAGACCUUCAAUGAUGAAGAUUACGAGAACCCGACGAUUAGUAUUCCGGAGAACACAGACAAUGGAGAGGUUUAUGACGCGUUCAUUGAAGAGGGCGAUGACGGCGAAUAUCACCCCAUCAUUCAAACUGACCAUUGAUUGUAUUUUACUUCAUUGAUAUCAUCACUGAACUAAUUGUGAGAUAAGUUAUGUUUUCUAAACA